AUGAACAUUCAAAACUACCGCGGAUCGCAGGAAUGGAACAAGCUCGAUGCAUCUGAUUAUAUUCAGCUUCCCGACACUCCUAAAUACAUGUCUGGUAUGAGCCUUCAAAGAGCUGCGCAACGUUGCCAAACAAGAAUGGUCGAGUUGAUCCGCAUUCAUAAUGAGCGCGCUGGGGCGCACAACAGAGCACUUCAAAGCCAACAACAGAAUGACGUGUGUGCACUAGAGGAAGAGGAAGAGGGUUCCGUUGCAGAAAAAGCCGAGUGGACAAGCACCAUUGUCGCUGUGAAGGCAAAGCAUGCAAGAGACGCUAAGGAGCAACUUCAAUCGCGAAAUGGGGUUGUGGGAGAGAAGAUAAACCGCAUUGCGGUGCAUUGUCCAGGCAAUCCACAUGAAGGAAUCGACCAAGGAAACAACUACGGAGGAACUCUUCACAUUCCUGAUUCAGAAAAUACUGCGGAUGCUGUCAGUUCAGCAUCCAAAUCGCAGCAUACUAUUUUCCAAAACCUCAUAUCACUUGAUAUCUUGCUAUCCUUAGAGCUCGCGAGCGUCGCCUGCUCACAACAAAACUUGAGUCCAUGCCAGUAA
Molecule: messenger RNA, 588 nt
Organism: Botrytis fragariae
Lineage: Eukaryota; Fungi; Ascomycota; Leotiomycetes; Helotiales; Sclerotiniaceae
Exons: 4
Coding region: 1-588 (195 amino acids)
Source: RefSeq, a predicted model, not a curated record